This is a messenger RNA of Oryzias melastigma (Indian medaka), 5375 nucleotides long. Its product is annotated as FERM domain-containing protein 5. The record is from RefSeq and is a predicted model, not a curated record. Lineage: Eukaryota; Metazoa; Chordata; Actinopteri; Beloniformes; Adrianichthyidae. Gene Ontology annotation, molecular function: cytoskeletal protein binding. The transcript has 16 exons. Gene Ontology annotation, cellular component: cytoskeleton. Bases 297 to 1931 code for a protein of 544 amino acids.
CAAAAACUUGACAGGACAACAAUGGUGCACGCCUGGGGGGCCGAAUCCGUGCUUGCCGCUCGUUUACUGGAGCGAAGAAGGCGGUCGAUGUGACAUUCACUCGCACGCUGCUGAUGAGUUUAUUGUUCUGGUCCUGUAGGCGCAGAGAGGCGCUUCUCUUGAGAAGAUGUUGAGUCGAUUUAUGAGUGGAAGCAUCCGAAACCUGGAGAGGGAAUACAACUGUACGGUCAGACUGCUGGACGAUACGGAAUAUACGUGCACCAUUCAGUUCAGUCUUGCUGCAGCACAUCAUCACCAUGGCAACAGCUCAUCUCAUCAUUGCUUCCCAGGUGUACUGUCGCGAUGCAAAGGGACAGUAUCUAUUUGACCUCAUCUGCCACCACCUCAAUCUGCUGGAGAAAGACUAUUUCGGCAUCAGAUACGUGGAUCCGGACAAGCAACGGCACUGGUUGGAGUUCACAAAAUCAAUCGUUAAGCAAAUGAAAGCUCAACCUCCAUUCACCUUGUGUCUGAGAGUCAAAUUCUACCCUCCUGACCCUGCUGCUCUCAAAGAGGAAAUCACUCGAUAUCUUGUCUUCCUGCAAAUCAAGAGGGACCUCUAUCAUGGUCGUCUCCUGUGUAAAACCUCGGACGCGGCCAUGCUCGCUGCCUACAUCCUUCAAGCUGAGAUCGGUGAUUAUGACCCCGGGAAGCAUCCUGAAGGUUACAGCUCCAAAUUCCAAUUCUUUCCUAAACAAUCGGAGAAACUGGAGCGGCGGAUAGCAGAAAUCCACAAGACAGAGCUGAUCGGACAGACACCGGAAACUUCAGAGCGAAAUUUCCUGCAGAAAGCCCAGAUGCUGGAAACAUACGGCGUCGAUCCACAUCCCUGCAAGGAUGUGUCUGGGAACCCUGCUUUUCUCGCCUUCACGCCGUUUGGUUUUGUUGUGCUUCAGGGAAACAAGAGAGUUCAUUUUCUCAAAUGGAACGAGGUGACCAAGCUGAAGUUCGAGGGCAAGACUUUUCACAUAUAUGCAAACCAGAAGGAGAUCAUCUUGACAUACUUUGCACCCACACCGGAGGCUUGCAAACACCUGUGGAAGUGUGGAGUGGAGAAUCAAGCGUUCUACAAGCUCGAGAAGUCGAGUCAAGUUCGCACCGUGUCCAGCAGCAACUUGUUCUUCAAGGGCAGCCGUUUCCGCUACAGUGGAAGAGUGGCUAAAGAGGUGAUGGAGCAGAGUGCCAAAAUCAAACGUGAGCCUCCAGAAAUACACAGGGCUGGCCUUGUGCCCAGCAGAAGCUGCCCAUCUAUCACCCACGGGCCUCGGCUCAGCAGUGUACCACGCACACGUCGGAGAGCUGUGCACAUAUCUAUCAUGGAGGGACUGGAGUCGCUGCGGGACAGUGCCCACUCCACACCUGUGCGCUCCGUGUCCCACGGGGAGUCCUUCAUCCCUCGCUCUCGCAGUCAGGCCACUGAUGAGGCGAUAAUCUCCGACGAGGCCUACAGCCCCUCCGACAGCGUCCUCCCGACCCCGGUGGCCGACCACAGCAUGGAGCUGUCCGUCUCCCGGCAGAUCAACGGCGCCCCGUGCAGCAUCGAGGAGGAGAAGGAGUCGGAGGCGGGAACUCCGCUGCAGGAGGAAAGGGGGGAUUUUGGUGCGGAAGGUAAAUCCGGACAGGAGGGCUCAGACUCCGCCCUCAGCGAGGUGGAGCAGGUGAAUAAGUUUGUCUUAAGCGUUCUCCGUCUGCUCCUCGUGACCAUUGGACUCCUCUUCGUCCUGCUCCUCCUCCUCAUCAUUCUGACUGAAUCUGACCUUGACAUUGCAUUUUUGAGCGACAUCCGCCAGACCCCUGAAUUUGAACAGUUCCACUUUGAAUACUUCUGUCCGCUCAGACGGUGGUUCGCUUGCAAGCUCCGCUGGGUGGGUGGGCUGCUCAUCAACAACUAAAACUGUGGGGUCAGUCAACCUUCACUCGGGACAGAGGAACACGGAGGGCAGCCUCACCCUGCGUCUUUCAUCCUUCUCUUUCAGGCAGACGCUUUGGACCAGCAGGAUGUUUAUGCCUUCCCUCCAAAAGUCACCUCCUCGUUUACCCACAAGCCUCUUUUGCUUUCAGAUUUCAGACUUUUUAUUUCAUUUCAGGUAUUAUUUUUACAAAUAACUUUAAAAAAAAAAAGAAAUGAAACGUUUAUUUUAUGCAAAAAUAAUUUUUUGCAAACAAAUCCUGUCUUUAUUGUUAUUAUUAUUAUUAUUAUUUAUUACUUUUGAACUGCAAUCGCAUAAGAGAAGGAGAAGAGUCAACAAAGGGGAAAUUAAGGAAGUUUUAGGAAAUGGAAAUGAGGUUUUGUGAGAGUCAGAGCUGCUGUGAAGGAGUCAAAAGAUUGCAAUGUGUUUGAACGAACUUUAUUAGAAAAAGAACAUAAAAAUGUGACAAGAAAUAGUGAGAGUUUGUGAAACUGGAUGAAACCUCUUCUGAAAGAAUACGAUGACCGUUUAGGCUUUUUUGGAUUGUUAAAGACCGCUCAAAUUCAGUGUAGUGAUUAAAAAAAAACUAAAAAAAAGGUAGACAUCAAAAUAGUUCUUAAAGAUUCAGUGAAAUCAACUUUUUAUUUCCCAGUAGUGUGUGAUGGAAAAAGGAGAGCCGUCAAAGAUUCACUGACACUCAUAGACAAUAGAACUAAAUAGAUGUGCAAUGCUGGUAUGGUUACAAUAAUUAUUUACUUUGAAUGUGCUUCAUGUUUUUUUUCUAUCAAGCUUAUUUAAUUAGUUUUGAAAUUCAAUGAAUUUCAAUAAUUUGUACGUAUGAAGAGUUUGAUCUAUUUUGGUUUUCUAUCAACCUCUUAGGUUUAUGUAUCAUACUGUAUGAUCCAUUUGAAUUACUGCUAGAAUAAGAGUAAUGAUGUACUUUUGUACAAAUUAGUUUGUUUCCUAAUAUAUAUAUUGCAGGUUUUUUCAUGUAUAUUUUAACAGAAGUGAAAUAUUAUUUUGUUAUGGAAGACUAAACAUUAUACCUUUUUUAGCGUGUUGUUUCAAGGGAAGUUAGAAGUAUUUCUGGAAGUGUUUAAGGGGCUUUUAUUCAAAUCCAUUCAGAAGUGAUCCAUAACCCAUCAUGGUUAGCUUUAAGUCAGCUUUUCUCUGUUUGCUGCACUCAGUGAUCAUUUUAAUGCAUAUUUACGUUAAGUUAAUUAAUCAAAAGUGGUCUAAAAGCACAUUGGAGUCAAGAGGAAAGUGACCCACAUUAGCACAAUAACAAAGAAUACAAUUACUUCACAACUUAAAACGACCCAAUUUGCAUAAAAAUGCUAUAAAGCUUUUGUAAAAGUAAAUAUUAAUAAUAUAAAAGCAACUAUAACUGUACAUUUUAGGGUUUAGUAUGUGCGUUCAUCCCUUUAUCUACAUUUCGUGAAAAAAAUGGCAGUUUUCUCAUUUCUAAUAUUAUAUACCAUAUUUUGCUCAUAUAUUUUUAAGUUCUAAAGCAAUAAGGGUCAUGGCUGUUGGAUUCUGGGUAAAGUCCUAUUUUUUGUUUUCUGUUUUUGUAUUGCAUUUACUACCUGCAGGUAGUGCAGGUAUAUCUUCUGGUGUGUUUGUGAGUAGGAAUGGAAAGAAGAUGCAAAGUAGAACAAGAUGAAACUGGGAGAGCUUUACAAACAUUAAAGAAAAAAGUUUUUAAAAAAAAAGCUUAAAUUCAGACGAUGAGGCACUGAAGACUAUGGUUCUGAAAACAGCUUGGGGAUAGAGAUUUACAGAAUUUGAUAUCUGUACAGGUUCAUUUUUCUUUUUCACCAUUUUACUAGAAGUGCACCCAUCAGCAGCUGCUCCACCAAAGGUUCGAUAGUCAUCUAUGAGAGGCGCAGCCCUACUUCUUCCCAGAUAUCGUUGCUCUAAUCCUUGCAAUUUAGCUGGAUCUAAAUAACUGAACACAUUUUCCAGGUAGAUUUUAGCAUCUAGGAUGAGUAGAGCUGAAAAACAAGCAGAACAGAAGCUCUUCAAGUCUCAAAUUGUUGACUGCCGAUCUAUAAUUGUUCAGUUUGUAUAAAUAUUAACCCCGGCAUUAUUUUCUGCUGUUAAAAACUGAUUUUUAGAUUAAAAAGUUGCAGGUGAUUUUUCAAUCUGUGAUGUCCUUCAGUAAAUAGUUGCAAGGAUUUAGCUUAAUUUCUUCAAUAAGGAGUGGAGUUGAGUGGAUAAGUUGACUUUAUUUUGUUCAAACUUGAAAUAUUUCUGGCUUCAGUGCGCUGCAUCAGUUCACCAGGCCAUGAGGUGUGAAGCAAGUCGUUAAAUUUGUCAGAUUUUACUCUUUUUUUGUUUAGAUUACGUUGCUUCAGUGGUCUCUCAGUAUAUUUUUUUAGACAUACGAAGGCAGCAUUAUUCAUGGAGCAAUAACCAGCUGCAAAGAAACUUUAAAAACUUGUGAAGGUCAAGGAAUGAACUUUUUUUAAGUCAGAUGUUGCUGUCUUUCUAGUAAAGCAAUUACCAGAGUGCUGCUGUGUGGAUUCAUGAUCUGACCACUGAGUUACUCUUUCAUUCAGAGUUUUAUUUACAUGUUUUUUUAUGUUUUCCUGUCUGGUUCAUCAUUAACUGACCGAUAGCUCCCUGUGACUGGAUCCUGUCUUACCGGAGACUGACCUAAUCCAUCCGUGCAUCUCUGAUGGUUGUUAUGGGACAGCAGUGUCUUUUGGAAAACCUUUCUUUCGUUAUAUAAUGUGAGGUUUUCAUCGAUCAACUUCUAGUUUGUUUACAUUCAUUUUUAUCCAUGCAACUGUCUGCAAUAAACUUCGAUCAAUGUGGUUUGUACAGCGAAGCAGCUUAUUUGUACUCGAAAAGGCACAACUUUUCAAAUGUGUUGCAUGCUGGGAAAUAAGUGUGCUCUGACAUUUGGCUGCAAUAGCUUCUCUCCAUAGGACGGCACUUUAAUGAGGUCUUGCUUUGUUGUAUUAUUUUAUUUUCAUUAGUCAUGAUAUGUAAUCGAAACCUAAGGUUCUGUUUUAUUUUAGAUCAUUUAGAAAAUGCAGUCAGCUUUGAUGUUUUUAUCCUCAAUUCAUGCAAAAUCAGCACAAAAAGUGGAUGAAAACAGACAAACUCUUUCCUCCUCUUCUCCCCCCCCCCACACCACACAAAUCUGUAUACAUAUCAAACUGUAUACGUGUCUGGUCAUGUUUUCUGUAGUCUGCCUUCCGUCUCUUUUUAAUGACAUAAAAUCCACAUUUAUUUACCUAAAGGAAUCAACGUGCCAAAUCCAGUUCUUGUUCACUUUGACCCAUUCCGAACCCGUGUGGUACUGUAGGAAUCCUUCUGUACAAGUCGGUAUAAAAGCAUUGUUUCUAAUAGUCCCAUGUAACUGGUGCCAUUAAAGAAAAUGGUUCAAACUUGAAAUAAAUGACAUUUAAAAAAUGA